UACCCUACCCAAGCCAUCAUGUCUGAGAUGCUUGUACCGCGGGUGGAGGAGGAGCAGGGCCUCAGCGUGAACUCGGAUGUCCCCGAGGAGAGGAUCGCCGCCCGCCGGAAGCGAAUCGCCGAGCGGCUGGAGGAGAAGAAACGGGAAGCGAUGGAGAGAAUUUAUGGCAUUGAAGAGGAGGUUAAGGAGGAUCUAGGUAAAGGCUGCAAGCAAGUUGUAGACUCACAUCAGAGACUGAUUAAGCUGCAAAGAGAUGGGACAUCAUUGGUCACAAAUGUGCAAACUGCUGAAGACUCGAGGGAGACACAGCGAAGAAACACAGAAAGAGAAAUGCAAAAGCAUAGGACUGCGAAGCUGGAGAAUGAAGCAACAUUGAGUGAGGAAAAAUUUGAAGUCAUCACAAAGAAAUGGCUGACAGCAAAGGCCCGUAAGAUUCCACAGGAUCUGCGUGACAUUCUUAUCAAACAGCAACAGCUCUGUGCUGACUUAAUUGAAGGGAAAAACAAGCUGAUUAACACUUUGCAGAAGGAGCUAAAGUUGAGCGAUGACCAGUAUGUGAAAGACCUGAAGAAAGCAGCUGAAGACAUUGACCUGUUGUUGGAACGGAUGGAAGAACAAAUAAAAACCUUAACUAGAUCCUAUAGAGAGGAAAUCAUGCAGAUAGAGAAAGCUUUUCAGCUGGAACGUCAUGAGCUAAUGAAAAGUAACCUUAUGAUGUGGGAAAAAAGAAUGCAGAUGCGAAGAGACAAAGAGAUUGAAUAUCUGAUGAUCCGAAUGGAGAAAGUGGAGCAUUAUGAGAAUCAGCUUCAGCAGUUGAGAGUUCAAGACGCAGAGGAAUACAAUAUGAUCAAAAUUAAGUUGGAGACUGAUGUAGAGAUUCUAGAGCAACAACUGGAGCAGAUGAAAGCUAUAUACCAACUAAACCAAGAAAAGCUUGAAUACAACUUCCAGGUGUUGAAGAAACGUGAUGAAGAGAACACAGUCACAAAAUCACAACAAAAAAGGAAGAUUACCAGGCAACAUGAUAUUCUGAACAAACUGAUCAAAAAAUUGGCUAAACAAGAGAAAAUGUAUCAAGAAGAGAAUCAGAACUUAACUGAACAAUACAAGAGGACUGUGGAACUAUACAAGGAUCUGCAGAAGAAAAUUAGACGUUUUGCUGCAAUUGAUGCAAAGAAAUUUGAAGGCAUUUGGUUAAUGAAUGAGAAAGAGGCAAAGGAUCUAGUCAGAAAGGCCCUUGAUGUUGACCAAAUAAUUCAUGAGCAACAGCUGGGCUUGAGUUGGACAAGUCCAGAUCUGUGUUUUAUGAAUAAUGUUGGACCUAUAGUAUGCAAUACCAAGAAGAAAAAAACAGCUGCUCAGCUGGCAGAAGAAGUUAUUCUAGGAGAAAGAAGGGAAAGGGAUUUGGGGGAAAGAACAGAAAAAAGUCAGAAACCAUCACUGUGGAAUGCCGUUUUCCAAAACGUUUGUUAUUCAGCUAGUGAGGAGAAGGCAUUGGAAUUAUGUGGUGGAGAACCUGGAAAUAUCUCAUUGUCAGCAGUCAAAACAUUGCUAGAAGUCUUGUGCGAUGAGUCUGGUUUCCUGAUUGAAAGCAAGCUGCUUAAAAUCCUUGCUCCCCUCAAGAAAGAUGAACAAUAUCUAAUAAAACUGGAUGCCAUAUUUGCAGCUUUAGGAAUAGAGAAUGAAGAUGAUACAAUCAAACUGACAGAGUUCUUCAUAAAGCAUUGUAAGACGUCUAAACCUGAAUCGGAUAAGGAGACAGAAGAAUUGUUGCAGAUACUUGAUGAAGAGGUAAUGCAAGAGUUCCAAAGUAAUGCAGAGAAGCAAGAAGAUGGUAUGAAACCAACAGAUGAGGAAGAAGUUUGUAUAACUGAAGCUGAUGAGCAAGAGGCCGCUGCUUGCUCAGAUCUGCUCAACAAGCAGCAUUUAGAACUUGUUCACCCUAAUGACAUCCUCAAAACUCUAAGACUUUUCCUCGAAGAAAACCAGCAAUCAAGGGAAAAUUCACAGCCCAAAGUGACUACAGUGAAAGAGAGAGAUAGCACUGAGGAUAGUGCUUACUGGGAUGCCAUGGCAAACAUCAUACCUAAACAUAAAUUGAAGACCUGGAGAUGGCUGGAAGAUGCACUGGAAAAAUAUUACAAAGUCUUGGUCAAAAGAGCAAACUUAAACGCUGAUAGGUGUAGCCUUGUUCAACAAAAUUCAGAGUUCAAGUUAUUACUUCACCAGUAUUUGCAUUCCAGGGUAAACAAUGAACUUGAGAUUCCACCAACACAAUUGAUGCAGUUUAAUAUUGAACAAACAUAAGACACCAACUUGAAGAAUUUCCGGCUUUCAUGAUUAAACCUUGUGAAAAGGAAUUAAUGAUAUUUAGUUUGUUGUGGACUUUGAGAGCGUAUUGUGGAAUGCUUUUGAUUGCACUCCAAAUUAAAUAGCUUUUCCUACAUGAGGACAAGGUACAGCUCUUUUGUGUGUAUUCUAAUACUUGAGAUCUAAUCUUUAAUUACAUUGGUAAUCAUAAAAUAAAUAAAUAUUGCUUUGAAAACA
This is a messenger RNA of Carcharodon carcharias (great white shark), 2547 nucleotides long. It is a transcript of the gene drc1, whose product is annotated as dynein regulatory complex subunit 1 homolog (Chlamydomonas). The record is from RefSeq and is a predicted model, not a curated record. Gene Ontology annotation, cellular component: axonemal dynein complex; axoneme. Gene Ontology annotation, biological process: regulation of cilium movement; axonemal dynein complex assembly; cilium-dependent cell motility. The transcript is spliced from 17 exons. Lineage: Eukaryota; Metazoa; Chordata; Chondrichthyes; Lamniformes; Lamnidae. The coding region runs from base 19 to 2307 and encodes 762 amino acids.